GAGCGGAUCAGAUGCGGAGAGCACAACCCAAUCAGCUCUGAUUUUUACAUGAUGUCAUGGUUGGCGUGGCCCGCCAAGCUUCUGACGUUUCGUCACUGGAGGGCUUGGAGGGGCAGCAGUAAUGCAGGGACUUGCCCCAGAACGAAUGUGUGAAGGGUUGACGAAACAGACUUCCAGGCUAUCCGUCAUCGCCACAGCUAGUUCAUCGGCCUUCGGCAGGAUUGGACGCAGACGACGGACACCAAGGCAAAGAACAAGAGUUCGCUAUUCGACGUCAGCUGAGAUUAGGAUAGGAUGAUCGACCGGCACGUCACGUCCGGGGACCCAGUUCUAUUAUGGCUCUGAUGUAUUAAUUCUUGCUCUUUCGCAACCAGUUUCUCACGGGGGCUUACUCUCUAGCAUUCAAUCACCCAUCACCACUCUACUGAACUCGUUCUAUUUAAGGAAAAACGCUUACAAUUCUGUCAUCAUGGGUGCUAAAGGUGGUCUCGCCCUCAAGUCCCUUCAAUGGUUCAUUCGAGGUAUCGAAUUUGGUUGUGCUGCCGUGGCUUUGGGAAUUUUUAGUUAUUUCCUGGCAGCGUUAACGAACAACGGUCUUGGCAUUCCCAUCUGGUCUAGAGCAGUUGAGGGUCUAUCCGGUUCCGCUGUGCUAUACACUCUUAUCGGACUACUUCUUUUGUGCUGCGUCGCUGGCCAUUCAGUCUUCUCUCUCAUUGCCAUUGUGUUGGACGUUUGCUUCAUCGGCGCCUUCAUCUACAUUGCUAUUGAGAACAGACACGGAGCCGGCUCUUGCCAAGGAAACGUCAACACUAUCUUCGGCUCGGGCAAUUCAGGCAGCCAGAUCACCGGUACUAGAGAUGGAUUCACAAGCCUACCUACCUUCCACCAGGCUUGUCAGUUGCACACUGCUGUCUUCGCCGUUUCUAUCAUAGCUGCUUUCUUCUUCCUCCUAUCUGCACUUGUGGAAUUCGCUCUUAUGCGUAACCACCGCAAGGAGAAGCGUUUUGGACCCAGCCCCGACAACAACUACACUUCUGGCUCCGGUCGCAAGAGCAGGUUUGGCAUGUUCGGCAAGAAGCGUGGCACCAACGCCACUACCAAUGACAACGCACUUCCCACUCACACCUCUCCUGACCAGAUCCGCCAAAGCUACAACACUGAAACCACCGCUGUUGGUCGUGACAGUACUGCGUUCAACAAGCACGGAGAAUCCGGUUACGCUCAUGAUGGUAUCGAUACAACUACCGGAGUUGCUGGAUAUAAUAACCAUCAGUCUAGUGGUUUGGCCCACAACAACGAGACUGUUCCCCAACAAACUGGAUACACUGGUCAUGCCGGUGGCAUUCCCGAGAUCUAUCACGGCAACGCCAAUGGUCACAGUUAUCCCGAUACUACAGGCCGAACUCACGCCGCAGUUAGCCACAACCAAGAUACUCCUGCUGGAUACCGCUACAAUGAUGGCACAUACACCGCUUAAGAUGGUGCUCCCUUAAUUAAGCGAAACAUCUCUCCUGACUUGAUUCGAAGAUUAUGGAGGCCAAAAUAUACAUAUAUAUGAGAUACCCGGGUAGUACUAGCACUGGGUACUGACCACGCUGGCUACUGCCACAUUUACGAGAUACACGAAGCAUGUACACUUUGUAAAAUUACACAUUGUGGUUUCAUUAAUGGUUAAUAAUAAGAAACUUUAACUCAA
Messenger RNA from Truncatella angustata, 1696 nucleotides. RefSeq lists its product as uncharacterized. Lineage: Eukaryota; Fungi; Ascomycota; Sordariomycetes; Amphisphaeriales; Sporocadaceae. Bases 470 to 1477 code for a protein of 335 amino acids. The transcript has a single exon. The record is from RefSeq and is a predicted model, not a curated record.